CUGCAUGGGCGAAGGAGCUUCGCUACCUUGUAUCCUGUGCUGACUGCUCCGGAUCGCCCACCGAGCGGCUUUAACUAAGCCAGCUACAAAGUUUCCCCCGCCGCUUCCGUAGCCCCGAGACGCGCCGGCCUGCGGCUCCAGGCUGUCCCGCCAUGGCUCCGCCCAAGAAAGGCGAGCUGACCCAGGAAGAGAAGGCGCUGCUGGAAGUGAUCGGGCAAGGGGACGUCCAGGAGGCCGGCAGACUGCUGGGAAGCAAGAGCGUCCGCGUCAACUGUCUGGACGAGCACGGGAUGACCCCCCUGAUGCACGCGGCGUACAAGGGGAAGACGGACAUGUGUCGGCUGCUCCUGCGCCACGGGGCCAACGUCAACUGCAACGAGCACGAGCACGGCUACACCGCCCUGAUGUUCGCCGGGCUGUCCGGCAAUAAGGAGAUCACGCGGGUCAUGCUGGAGGCCGGAGCGGACACGGACGUCGUGAAUUCGGUGGGCAGGACGGCGGCGCAGAUGGCGGCCUUCGUGGGCCAGCACGACUGCGUGACGGUCAUCAACAACUUCUGCCCCCGAGAGAGGCUGGAUUACUACACGAAGCCGCAGGGCCUCGACAAGGAGCCCAGGCUGCCCGCCAAGCUGGCGGGGCCCCUGCACAAGAUGGUCACCACCACGAACCUGCACCCCGUCAAGAUCGUGAUGCUGGUCAAGGACAAUCCUCUGCUGGCCGAGGUGGACGCCCUGAAGAAGUGCUACCGGGUGAUGGACCUCGUGUGCGAGCAGUGCAUGAAGCAGAGGGACAUGAAUGAGGUCCUCGCCAUGAAGACGCACUACAUCAGCUGCAUCCUCCAGAAAUGCAUCACCUUCUUGGCCGAGCGGGAGGACAAGCUGGACGGCCUCAUCAAAAGCUUGCUGAAGGGCCGAGAGACAGAUGGCUUCCCGGUCUAUCAGGAAAAGUUCAUCCGAGAGUGCAUUCGGAAGUUCCCUUACUGUGAAACGACCCUCCUCCAGCAGCUCGUGAGGAGCAUCGCCCCUGUUGAAAUCGGCGCCGAUCCUACGGCCUUCUCUGUGCUCACUCAAGCCAUCACUGGACAAGUGGGAUUUGUGGAUGUGGAAUUUUGUACCACAUGUGGAGAAAAGGGGGCAGACAAGAGGUGUUCAGUGUGUAAAAUGGUCAUCUAUUGCAACCAGAACUGCCAGAAAAUCCACUGGUUCACUCACAAGAAAGUCUGUAAGACGCUGAAGGCUGCAUAUGAGAAGCAAGAGCUACAAGCUGCCAGGGAGAAGAAGAGGCAGGAGAAGAAACAAGAGCAAGAGAAAGAGCCAGAUGUUGAUUCAAAUGCACCCAACGAAGAGCAUCCAAAAACUGAGCCUGGAGAUACAAAAGAUGAGCCGACAGACGUGUCCCAGGAGGAAAAAGCCGACGUAAAGGAGGCUCCCCCAACCGCUUUGGGGACAGACAGUGACCCUGGCCUCCAGGACAUGGCAGGAAGCGUGAAGGAAUCAGAGGAAUAGGGCCCAUCCACAUGGCUCUUCAGGUUUAUAAUACACUAGAAUAACAGCCUAGCCCUCUUUCCCAUGGAGGCAUGAUCCAUGCAAGGUGGCAGGGGGCUAUUCCCCAUUAUACAGAGCUACACAGCGCCCACAAUUUCAUGGAUCUAAGCUCUCGCUUUGGGGCACAGGUCACUGUACCCUUGCCCCUUCUCAUCCCAUGUGGCAGUUAUCCAUGUCAUUAUCCAUGUCCACUGGCAGGCCCGCACCCAAAGGGGCCUCCCCAUCAUGCUAGAGGGCUCUUCCAUCUCUAGACAUGGUGUGGAAGCCAAUUGCACGCACAGGGUGCCCACCUUGGCUCUCCCUACAUGAUGGCGCCCCUUUGCCAGUCAAACUUUGCUAUCACUUCCACCACUUUUCCUACAUGUUUAUCUCUGGCAAAACAAUGCAACCUGCUCCCACCUAGCAGAGCAUCUGAAUUAGACCAAACAUAGACAGCAAAGGGCUGGGCUGACCAAAAUGCCACCAUUUUGAGGGAGGAAGGGACUCAUUCCGAGAUACUGAAAGAAGGAAGACUUAAAAACCCUUGGGGAGAAAUCACAGACUCGAUUAUUGCCAAAUAGGUUAAUUAACCAACAUUUCUGAUGCACUUACUCUAUGCCAGGCUCUGUGUUGAGCACUUGGGACAGAAGUACAAAGACAUAGGCUUUAAAUACAUGGUGUUCACCUGGACCAGAUCUGCGCUGACCAUGCCCUGGCAGACCAUCUCUGGAGAAGGUGAGAGUCCUCGAAGGCAUUUCGAGUGAUGAGAAGGGAACAGGAGGCUUUCAUCACUACACAGUCACACGGUGUCCUGAGGUGUGUACAGAAAUACACACCCCAUCAUGGUGUUGGUUUGUUGCCCAUUUUAAGAAAAGCGUUAGUGUUAUGGCACACAUUCCCCAUUAAAGGCUGCCCUCUGACCUGGAAUGUGGCUUCCAUGCACAAGUCAGCAUCAUAGAAGACUCCUUCAAAGGUAUAACAACGGACCUCUGAGGAGCGGCUAACCACCAAUAUGGCGCGGCAGGAAGCAGGAGGCAUGGGCCACCUUUCUGGUGGAUGCCAUCACAAGCCCAGGGAUGAGUGUAGGUGGUGAGGGGCUACAGGCACUCCUGCCAUGAGUGCUUUCAUUCUGAUAGCCUUGAAUGCCAGAACAUUGUGGAGCUUCCUCACUGCCCAUCACCUCCUCACUUUCCUGGAGUUCCCUUUUGGCAAAGUCACCCAUCACACUAGAUUUUCCCGCUAACUCGUAGCAUAUAACAGGAGCUGCAUUCCUCAAGGAAAUAGCUUUUUCAAGGACAACCUCUCUGUCCCAGCAACUCCUCAGGAGUUUGCCACUUGACUCUGUUCCACUCAGCCUCUCUGCCUGCUCUAGAGCAAAAGUUUUAUCUGACCUACUUGAAAACAGGAAGCUGUGAGACAGGGCUGGCUCGUACCCUUUCUGGCACCCCCCCCUCCCCAUAGUAUCUCUUUAGUCCUCUAAAAUGAGGUAUCACCACUCAUUUGCUACCUAUAUGAUUGUCAGAAACCCAAGGGAAGAAAACAAAGGGUAUCAAACAAGGAGUCCCCAGUCUUUUUCCAGUGGGAAAACCACUGGGUUUGGGGUCAAAGCACCCGAGUUUGAAUCUCAUCUCUGGUGCUUCUGGCUGAUCUCAGACAAAUCAUUCUACCUUUGGGACUCAGUUUCCUCAUCUGUAAAUUGCAUUUAGACUAUUCCUCUAAGGUCCUUCCUAGCUUCAAAUUCCUUGAGCCUGUGAGAGAGUGACAGACCCAGGAAAUACCCAAAGAAUGCUAAGUUCUGUUGCACCGCCAUGUAUCUCAUGUUAGUGUGAUGUGCUUUGUGACGGAGGGAAACCUGCCUGUGGAUAAACACUUGACCUCAUGCAUCUUGCUUCUUGCAGAGGGAGGGGGUGCUCACCAUGAGGCCCUACUCGGGUUUGCUUAUGCCCCUUGCUAGUCUAGUUCACUAAAGGCCUGCUGAAAGGUGGUUGGGGUACAGAGUCUCCCCAAAAGAAGCCCAGCCAGCAGGGAGUCUCUUCAUAAGCGCUUUGACUUCAAGGAUAAGUCUUGGACUUUUCCCACAGAUGAUUGCCCUGCAGGCUAGCUUGGUGUAUGAAAUCUUCCAGGUUACCCUCCUGAAAAGAAUUUCCACAGAGCCCUGGCUGGGCGUCUGUCCUUGUCCUGUGGGGAGGAGGGAAGGGGGGAGGGGGCGCACUUCGCCCCAUAUUUGGUAGAAGUCACAUCCAGAAGGCCAUGUGAGCCCGAGCUGGCACUGGAGGCCGGCUGACCUAGAAUGCCUGGCAUCUGAGAAGAGCUGCCCCACCUCCUGGCUCUUGGGCAAACUGAAAUAAACACGCCGCCUAGUCCAAACACUA
This is a messenger RNA of Gracilinanus agilis (Agile Gracile Mouse Opossum), 3895 nucleotides long. It is a transcript of the gene ANKMY2, whose product is annotated as ankyrin repeat and MYND domain containing 2. Lineage: Eukaryota; Metazoa; Chordata; Mammalia; Didelphimorphia; Didelphidae. The transcript is spliced from 10 exons. Gene Ontology annotation, molecular function: protein binding. The record is from RefSeq and is a predicted model, not a curated record. Bases 153 to 1505 code for a protein of 450 amino acids.